Molecule: messenger RNA, 1527 nt
Organism: Knipowitschia caucasica
Lineage: Eukaryota; Metazoa; Chordata; Actinopteri; Gobiiformes; Gobiidae
Source: the annotation of a GenBank genome assembly
AUGGCCUUCUACUCUCGCACCUCUUCGACCCGCCUGGGCUCCAUGCGUUCCCCCAGUGUGUACGGGGGUGCAGGGGGCUCGGGGGUCCGGGUUUCCAGUGCUCCCCGGACCUUCACCUCCUCUGGGGCCAUGGGGUCCUUCAGCCUUAGCGACGCUCUGGAAACAUCCUCCAACGAAAACAAGAAGACCACAAUGAAGAAUCUCAAUGACCGGCUGGCUACUUAUCUGGACAAGGUUCGCAGUCUGGAAAAUGCCAAUGGAGAACUGGAGCUGAAGAUUCGACAGUUUCUGGAAAAUAAAACCAAACCUGAAGAACACAACCACGAGGUGUUUAAAGGAGUCAUCUGUGACCUGCAGGACCAGAUUCUUGACGUCACUCGUAACAACGCCGACCUCUACCUGUCCAUCGACAACGCCAAGCUAGCAGCAGACGACUUCAGGAACAAGUACGAGAACGAGCUGAACAUGCGUCAGUCUGUGGAGGCCGACAUCGCAGGGUUAAAGAGGGUCCUGGACGAGCUCACCAUGACACGCUCAGACCUGGAGAUGCAGAUUGAAGGACUGAAGGAGGAACUCAUCUUCCUCAAGAAGAACCAUGAGGAGGACCUUCUGACCAUGCGGUCCCAGAUCUCGGGGACAGUGAACGUGGAGGUGGACGCUGCUCCUCAGGAGGACCUCGGUGUUGUCAUGGCAACCAUCAGAGAACAGUAUGAGACAGUGGCAGCGAAGAACCGCAAAGACCUGGAGGGCUGGUUCCAGAAUAAGACAGAGGACUUGUCUCGGGAGGUGGCGGUCAGCACCGAGUCACUGCAGUCGUCCAGAUCUGAGAUCAAUGAAGUGAAGAGGACAGUGCAAGGACUGGAGAUAGAACUGCAGUCUCAGCUCAGCAUGAAACAGUCUCUGGAGGGGACCCUGAUGGACACGCAGCAGCGCUUCAGUACCUCUCUGGUCGGGUACCAGAACCAGGUCCUGUCCCUGGAGCAGCAGCUGGUGGCUCUCAGAAGCGACCUGGAGAGGCAGGGCCAGGAGUACCAGGUCCUCCUAGAUAUGAAGACCCGACUGGAGAUGGAGAUUGCAGAGUACCGAAGGCUGAUGGAUGGAGAGCUGGGAAGUGCGGUCUACAACUCUGGAUCCACUCGGACUCAGAAAGUCCUGAUCAUCACCAAAGAGAGGUGGGUGUGGAGACGGGGUGAGGUAAGACAGGGUGAGAGAGGACAGGGUGAGGGAAGACAGGGUGAGAGAGGACAGGGGGCUGGAGGAGGAGCUCAGGGGCAGAAGGAGGAGCUCAGGGGCCAGAAGAGGAGCUCAGGGGCAGAAGGAGGAGCUCAGGGGCCGGAAGAGGAGCUCAGGGGCAGAAGGAGGAGCUCAGGGGCCGGAAGAGGAGCUCAGGGGCAGAAGGAGGAGCUCAGGGGCCGGAAGAGGAGCUCAGGGGCAGAAGGAGGAGCUCAGGGGCCGGAAGAGGAGCUCAGGGGCAGAAGGAGGAGCUCAGGGGCAGAAGGAGGAGCUCAGGACUGCAGAGAAUGUUAA